This is a messenger RNA of Babjeviella inositovora NRRL Y-12698, 2389 nucleotides long. It is a transcript of the gene VRP1, whose product is annotated as Vrp1p. The coding region runs from base 145 to 2199 and encodes 684 amino acids. Gene Ontology annotation, molecular function: actin binding. Lineage: Eukaryota; Fungi; Ascomycota; Pichiomycetes; Serinales. The record is from RefSeq and is a predicted model, not a curated record. The transcript has a single exon.
CUCAGUCGUGUCUUGCACAGUCUCUAGCCGCCAGAUCGAUAGCCCCGGGGGGGCUUUGACUGAUUUUGCUUUUAUGUAGCCCCAUCCGUACGGUUGAUCUAUCUCACACAGCUUGCUAAUCUGCAACCCAUUGUUCAUCGCUCGAUGCCACCGCCUCCUCCUCCUCCUCCUCCACCACCAAUGGGUGGCUCCACGCCCAACCCGCCACCCUCCGUCAAUGCUCUUCUUGGCGACAUCCACAAAGGCUUCAAGUUGAAGAAGACAGAAACCAAGGAUCGAAGUGCUCCAGCAAUAGCUGGAAGAGUUACUGAUCUGCCUGGAACUUCCAUGGCAGCUCCGCCAAUUUUAUCCUCCGGCGCCCCUUCGCACUCUAGCCCACAAGCGCCCGUGAGCGGCGCCCCGCCAGUUCCGCAACUAGGCGACAUUUUUGCCGGUGGUAUGCCCAAGUUAAGAAGCGCCAGUGGAGCCAAACCUCCACCAUCAGCUUCAAAUCCCUCUGUGCCCUCUAGGCCCCACCGGAGGGUCCCCUCAUAUGACGCACAAGCCGUUGCUCCUCCCGUUCCCUUCGGCUCAGCGCCGCCAGUGCCAGGGUCUUCAGCUCCCAAGCCUCCAGGGUAUACCCCCGUUCCGAGCUUUCCAAGCCCUCCUGUUGGGACAGCCCCUCCGAUUCCUAGGAUUUCAGCCCCGGUUGUUCUGGCUCCGCCAAUACCCCCUGCAAGCUCGACCCCAAGUAUCCCCACAAGACCGAAAAAGAAUCUCGUGCCGCCUAGACCAAAGAAACCUGAGCACGUUAGGUCACCUUCGGGGUCGUCUUUGGGGGUUACCAGCCCUCCUCCAAUGCCCGUAUCGCCGCCUCCCCCUUCGUUCUCUGCCCCUCCACCGCCACCAGUUCCUAGUGCCAGUGCUCCUGCUCCUCCAAAACUUCCAUCUCUGGAAGCCCCUCCUCCUCCUAAACUUCCGUCAAUAGGUGCUCCCCCACCGCUCCCUGUAUCAGGGGUUCCUCCGCCACCGCCAUUGCCCUCUGGAGGGUUACCGUUCUUGGGAGAAAUCAACAAGAAGAGAGACGACAAAAACGUGAUUGGGGGGACUAGCAAAGCGAGCUCCAGUGCUCCUGCCCCUCCCUCUGACAGUUUGCCAUUCCUAGCUCUGAUCAAUAAGAGAGACGAGGCUAAUGCGAUGUCGGCUCCCAAGAUCCCUUCUCCUCCUCCUCCUCCUCCUCCUAGUGGGUUGCCAUUCUUAGACGCCAUCAACAACAAAAGAGAUGAUAAGCAUGUUUUUGGCGGCCAAGGUGCUCCAAAAAUUCCGCUGGCCCCCGCCCCUCCAACCUCUGUGAGCCCUCCCGCGCCCCCAUUACCCUCUGGAGGGUUGCCCUUCCUUGCUGCCAUCAAUAACAAACGUGAUGAUAGUAAUGUGAUUGAUGGGGCAAAGGCUCCCGGUCACUCUGCUCCAAAGGUGUCGUCUGCGCCACCUCCACCACCAGUACUAGCUUCCCCUCCUUCUAUGGAAGCACCACCUGUUCCACCACCUCCAUCAGGGGGCUUACCGUUCUUGGCAGGGAUUCAAAGUAGGAGGGAUGACUCCAAUGUGUUUGAUGGCUCAUCCACCCCUCCAUCGGGAAGUGAUUCAAAUCCUGUCCCCCGCCCUUCUCCGAGUAUUCCAAAGGCCCCAGCGGCAUCUGCGCCACAACUUCCGACAUCAUUUGCGCCUCCGGUUCCACAGGUUUCCGCACCAAAACAGCCGCCCGCCCUUCCACCUUCUUCGAUAAUCGCUGGUCCUCCGGCUUCAUCUCGAAGAGCCCCACCCCCACAAUCUGCACCCCCACCAGCGUUGCCCCAAUCUGCUCCUCCUCAAGAAACGAUCCCGCCGCCAUCCUUACCUCUUCUGUCGGCGCCAGCUCCCCCGCAAGCAUCCACAAAGCUGCGUAUGUUUGGAAACUCGGCUCAGACUACCGCUCCAGCCACUGGUAUCACACCUGCUGCCUCUAGCUUGAGAAAAAUCGAUACUUCGUCGUACACUAUCACCGGCUCCCAAGUUGCCCCUGGUGCUACCGCCACGGAAAGGUUUGUGAUUGACGACGCUCGAUACAAAUAUGUGAAUAAAAACAACUUGCCAAAACCGAGACGCUUCGAGGGCAAGGAGAAGUUGUACCCGAGUGGUAGAGGUAGCAGUGUUCCGUUGAAGCUCGAGGCUUUUCAAUGAAGUAUGAGCGGUUUCCGGUGAGCAGAAGGAUUAUUGAAACAGGGUGUCAUAGUUAUACGAAUUUAUGGUUAGCGUUAGCAACUCACUAUAUAACACAUGCUAGGGCUGACUGGUUGUAUUUAUAUUUCUCCUGCUUAAUCUUAACGUAAUUCAAUUAUAUAAGUAUGUUAAUUUUUUAUGCAAAGCAAGC